UUAGGGUCAAAUCUCCUGUAACCCUACUCUCCACAUUUUCUGUCUAAGCGCGGCGAAGUGCCAGGACUUUCGAAUAUGACAUAGCGGUGGUGCAUAAAAUCCCUGUAUUCAGCGGAUUAAACAUGGAUACUCGAAAAGUGGAUUUCUUCGGAACUUAGCGACCGUGGAUUUCCUUGGAUUAUUAAUCUUUAAACAUCGACAUGACUUCUCACAGGUCGUCCUCGGAUUCACAUCACUAUCAAUACGUCGGUCCUUACAGGCUAGAGAAGACCCUGGGCAAGGGACAAACUGGUCUCGUCAAGCUGGGCGUUCACUGCAUCACAGGCAGGAAAGUUGCCAUCAAAAUAAUCAACAGGGAAAAACUAAGUGAAUCUGUUUUACAAAAGGUUGAAAGGGAAAUAGCCAUAAUGAAACUCAUAGAACAUCCUCAUGUCCUUGGCUUGUACGACGUUUAUGAAAACAAAAAAUAUUUGUACCUGAUACUGGAGCAUGUCUCGGGAGGUGAGCUAUUCGAUUAUUUGGUGAAGAAGGGUCGAUUGACGCCGAAGGAAGCUCGUAGGUUUUUUCGACAGAUCAUAUCAGCUCUGGACUUUUGCCACAGCCAUUCUAUCUG
This is a messenger RNA of Parasteatoda tepidariorum (common house spider), 613 nucleotides long. The record is from RefSeq and is a predicted model, not a curated record. Lineage: Eukaryota; Metazoa; Arthropoda; Arachnida; Araneae; Theridiidae.